AUGAUCCCCAAGGAGCAGAAAGGGCUGGCCAUGUCUGCCCCGGGGGACCUCUCGGAACCAGUGCCCUUGCUGGACCUGGGCAAGAAGCUGAGCGUGCCCCAGGACCUAAUGAUAGAGGAGCUGUCACUCCGCAACAACCGGGGGUCCCUCCUCUUCCAGAAGAGGCAGCGCCGCGUGCAGAGGUUCACCUUUGAGCUUCCAGACAGCCAGCGGCUGAGCCUGGCUGGAAGCGCCAAGAAGAAGGCGCUUGGAACAGCGGAGCCCGGGACGGUGAGUGUCGCCAACGGCCCGGAGGCGCAGAGCUACCGCUCGGAGCUGCACGUCUUCCCGGGCUCGCCCGGGGGCCUGGACGACGCCCACGGCACGGGCGCCCUGGCGGAGAGCACCCGCAGCCCCAGCGCCCUGGCCCCAGGCUACUCCGAGCCGCUGAAGGGCGUCCCGCCAGAGAAGUUCAAUCACACGGCCAUCCCCAAAGGCUACCACUGCCCGUGGCAGGAGUUCAUCAGCUACAGGGACUACCUGGGCGACAGCAGCAGUCACACCCUCAGCCCAGCCAGCUACCGCAAUUUCAACAAGACCCCGGUGCCAUUUGGAGGACCCCUCGUGGGGGAGGCCAUCCCCAGGGCAAGCACCCCUUUUGUCCCAGAGCCCUUCAAUGGCUUGGAGCUCCUCCGCCUCAGACCCAGCUUCAACAGAGUGGCCCAGGGCUGGGUCCGCAACCUCCCGGAGUCUGAGGAGCUGUAG
Molecule: messenger RNA, 744 nt
Organism: Lepus europaeus (European hare)
Lineage: Eukaryota; Metazoa; Chordata; Mammalia; Lagomorpha; Leporidae
Gene: MYOZ3
Product: myozenin 3
Exons: 6
Coding region: 1-744 (247 amino acids)
Cellular component (GO): actin cytoskeleton; Z disc
Molecular function (GO): FATZ binding; telethonin binding; actin binding
Source: RefSeq, a predicted model, not a curated record